AUGGGAUCGAAAUCAAAUAGUAAAGGUAAAUUUUCAAAAAAGAAUUUACAUUCUAAAUAUGGUACACCACCAAGUAGAAAUUAUAAUCAUAUUCAUCAUAUUUCACCAAAAACUACUCCAAUAAAAAAGAAACAUUAUAGAAAAUAUUAUCAUGAACAACCUUCUAAAAAAUAUGCUUAUGUUGAAGAACCAGAUAGUGAAGCUGAAUCAAGUGAACAAGAAGACAUACAAGAAGAAGAUGAUAUUGAAUUAGAAGAUGAUCAAGAUUUAGAAGAUGAAGAUGAUUUAAUGGAAGAAGAUUAUGAAGAUGAAGAUGAUUUAGAAGUUGGAUAUGAUGAUAUUCCAGAUAUUUUAAGAGCUUUAGCUGAGAAUGGUAUUGAUUUGGAUGAUAUUUCAUCUAGUUCAUCUAGUUCAUCAUCGUCAAGUGAUAGCGAUGAUGACAGUGAUAGCUCAUCAAGCUCAUCAAGCUCUAGCUCCAGUAGCUCAUCAAGUUCAUCAAGUUCAAGCUCAAGUUCAAGCUCCAGUUCGUCCAGCUCAUCUAGGUCAUCGUCAUCUAGCGAUAGCGAUAUCGACGAUAUUGAUAGUGAUGAUAUUGAUAGUGACAGUUCGUCAUCUUCAAGCUCAUCAUCUAGCUCAUCGUCAAGUUCAUCAUCAAGCUCAUCAUCAAGCUCAUCAUCUAGCUCUUCUUCUUCGUCUUCAAGUGAUAGUGAUAGUGAUAGCGAUAGCUCCUCCAGCUCCUCCAGCUCCUCAAGCUCAUCUAGUUCAUCUAGUUCAUCAAGCUCAUCCAGCUCUUCUAGUUCAAGUGAUAGCUCAUCAGAUGAAAGUUCAAGCGAUGAAGAAGAUGAAGAAAUUUAUGAAUUUGCCCUUAAACCAAGAAAAAGACGUUAUGAAUCAAGUUCCGAAGAAGAAGAUGAAGAAGAUGAUGUUGAUUUCGUAAAUGCAAGUGAUAUAUACGUUGAUUCAGAUGGUAAUGAAUAUUUAAUUGAUUUAGAUGAUAAUUUAGUUGAUGCUGAUGAAUUAGCUUAUCCAAUCAUUCAUGAUUUAAAUGAUGAAAUUGUUGCUUAUUAUGAUGAAAAUACAUCUGACGAUGAUGAUGAUGAAGAUGAAGAAUUAGAUGACGUUGAAGGAGUCGUUCGUUUAAUUGAAGCUGAUUCUGAAGAUGACGAUGAUGAAGACGACUUAAACGAUAGAUUAUUAAUCAAAAAUGUGAGAGCAAAUGAAGAAAGUGAUGAAGAUGAAGAUAUUGAUUUAGGUUCUGAACCUGAAUUUUUCGAAGUUGAUAGUGAAAAUGAUAAUUCAUCUGAUGAUGAUGAAGGAGUUGUCAUUUAUAGAAAAGAUGGUUUAUGUGAUGAUUGUGAAUGUGAAUGUCAAGAAGAAGAUGAAGAAGAAUCAGAUGAUGAUUUAUGUGAAAAUUGUAAAAGGGAAGAAGAAGAAGAAGAAGAAGAUGACUCAAACGAUUUGAUUGUUAUCAACGAUGACGAAAAUGAAUUUUCAGUAAUUGAUUUAACUGAAGAUUUAGCAAAUAGUCAAGAUUACGUUUUAAAAGAAAUUGAUGAUAAUACAUAUAAAUUAAAUGUUAGAUUUCCAUCAUUAGUUAAAGAAGAAUUAAAAAUUGAAUUUUUGAAAAAUGAAAAUGAAUUAGUUAUAAAAGGUAAAUUAAAUUUUAAUGAUAUUGAUAUCGAAGAAAAUGAUGAAGAUGAUGAUGAUGUUAAAAUUACACCAGAAGAAUUUGUUGAAUAUGCUCUUGAAGAAGAUGAAGAUUCAGAAGAUGAUGAUGAUUAUUUUGAAGGAAAUACUGAAGAAGUUUCAGAAGAAGAAUAUUCAGGUGAUGAAGAUUCACUUGUAAAUAUUCAAAAAGAAAAUUCUAAAAUUGCCAAAGCUAAAAGAGAUUUAAUUUUAAAACAAAUUGAAGAAUUAGAAAAAUCAGAUAAAUAUAAUGAAGAUGAAGAUGAAGAUUUUGAAAUUGAUAGUGAUAGUGAAGUUGAUGAAACUGCUGAAUUUAAUUGGCCUGAAGAUGAAGAAGAUGAAGAUAUCGAAGAAGAUGAAGAAAAAGAAGAACAAGAUGAUUUUCCAAUUUUUGAAGCAAUUGAUUCAUCAGAUGAAGAUGAAGAGAUUCAAGAAGAUGCACAAGAUUUAAUUAAUGAAUUUAAAAAUAAAGAAAUUCAUUUUGAAAAACAUUUUCAAUUUGAUAAAAUUAUAAAAUUUAAUAAAAUAAAAGCAAAAUUUAUAAAUGAUGAUGAAUUAGAAUUAAUUAUACCAAAUGAAGAUAUCACCACCGAGGAAAAUAAUUCAUUUAUAAUACCUGUUGAACCUUUAGAAGAAGAUGAAGAUAAAGAAAGUAGUACAACUGAAGAAAUUGAAAAUGUUACUGCACCAAUAUUAAUUGGUUUGGAAGAUUUAAUUGAAUAA
Messenger RNA from Lodderomyces pseudojiufengensis, 2409 nucleotides. RefSeq lists its product as uncharacterized. The transcript has a single exon. The coding region runs from base 1 to 2409 and encodes 802 amino acids. The record is from RefSeq and is a predicted model, not a curated record. Lineage: Eukaryota; Fungi; Ascomycota; Pichiomycetes; Serinales; Debaryomycetaceae.